Messenger RNA from Cladocopium goreaui, 450 nucleotides. The record is from the annotation of a GenBank genome assembly. NCBI's taxonomy places the organism in Eukaryota, Dinophyceae, Suessiales, Symbiodiniaceae.
AUGUUGUUGACGAUUGAGGUGGCCAGUGGUAUUGACAAAGUCAAAUGGUUGAUGAGUGAUGAGAGUUUUGCAAUCAGCUCACAAGGUUGCGGGCAGGAGCGCAACCAAGCGCACUUAGUUUCAGUUGAAGUGGGUGCCUUCAUUCCCAAGUCCAUGUUGCCCCAGCCCGAAGCCGCCACGAUCAUCUGCCGCGUCAAUGGGAAGACGGUGGCGCAAGAUGCCACGAAUCGGAUGAAGUUCUCCAUCGCAGAACAAGUAGCGGAUGCCAGUGAGCUGACGCCUCUGAAGCGGGGGGACAUCCUUCUGACGGGAGCAGGAUCCUUAGGGCCCUUGGCCAUCGGUGAUUUGGUGGAGGGUUGCAUUGAAGGCUUGGAGUCCAAGUAUACCGUGAGCAGCACAUUGAUUUUAAAAGCCCAGCACAAAAGAAAGGCUGCGGAAGCCAAACUCUGA